AUGACGUGCACGGGUCUCAGGGCCGCUCCCGCUGUGCCGACCUUGGUGCACCUACCUUCGACGAGACCAUGCAAGGCCCGGCUUCGGCUGGCACACCCGCCCGCCUCCAUAGGCUAUAACCAUGUGGAGCUCCUGGAUGGGCUAGUGCAGGCCAUCAACCACGCCAUAUCGAGGACAGACGGCGGCGGUGGGAAUGAGCACCCGUCGCCCGCCCAGCCACGGCGUCGCCUCUCCUUCGGCUCCUCCUUCACCUCGGAGCUGGCCCUGGCCAGCCACGACCCGGAGCACCCCCCCUCCCCCCACCCUCCCUCCUCCGACGCCGCGGUGAGGGCCCACACCCCCAGCCUGGACGCCUAUCUAGCCCUCCCUGUGUCGGAGUACGCGCUCCUGGACCCAGACUGGGUCAGCUGGGACGAGUCCCGCGGCGGCUGGUGGCUCCGGGUGCCCCUACUGGGCCUGCUGGGCCUGGACCUGACCCCCCAGAUGCUCAUCGUUGCCACGCCUGACCCCGCUCGGGGCAGCGUGAAGCUGGACGGAAGCUGCAUGGGCCUGGGCGUCCCCGCCGUGGACGACGCGCUGCGCGUGCGCGUCGCCGCCACGCUGUCCUCCGGCGGUGCGCGCGCGGAGGAGGGCGCUCGCGGCCGCGCGGGGCUGGACGCCGGCCGCCGUGGCGGCGGCGGCGCGACGACGGCCCCCGCGCCCGCCGCUUCCUGGAGCAUCCCCGGGCGCCCCAUCCGGCGCCUGCGCCGCUGGGUACGUGGCCGGGGCCGGGGCGCAAGCCAGGCCGCCGCGGCGACCGACACGCUGCGCUGCGCCGUGCGAGUCAGCGCCGAGCUGGAGGUCCCCGCGCCGCUGCAGGCGGUGCCGGACCGCCUGCUGGCGCUGGCCGGGCGGCUGGCCAUCCAGGCCGUCCUCCAGGCCCUGCUCCCAAACUUCCUGGCGCUCAUGGAGCGCGACUACGCCAGCUGGCGGGCAGCGGCGGAGGGGGGGGGCGCGCCGCGCCGCACCCAGGACGCCAUCGGCGCGCUGUUCUGA
Messenger RNA from Auxenochlorella protothecoides, 1035 nucleotides. RefSeq lists its product as hypothetical. The transcript has 2 exons. The record is from RefSeq and is a predicted model, not a curated record. The coding region runs from base 1 to 1035 and encodes 344 amino acids. Lineage: Eukaryota; Viridiplantae; Chlorophyta; Trebouxiophyceae; Chlorellales; Chlorellaceae.